UAAUAAGCUUUUAUAGCAAUGCAGAAAAUAAAAAUUGUAUGUGUUAUAUGAAACAAGUUUACGAUAUGAAUAUUAAAGUGUAAAUUAAGACAAAAUGGCAGAAUUUGGAAAGAAACUAAUCACUAGUAAAGAUGUACAGAAAUGGUGUAACGAUUGGGUAGAAUUGCAAAAAAAUUUUACAUAUACAGAUGAACCGCAAUGUAAGAGAAGACAUACAGACGACGACGAUAGUUAUAAUACUGAUUCCGAGUUUGAUUCCGUAUCAGAAUGUGGAACAAAAAGAAGGGUUGGUUUCCCGCUGAAACGUGAAAUUUAUCAUCUAUCAUGUGAAUGGACGAGCUGUAAAUAUGAAACCAAUCACGUCGAGAGAUUCGUAAAUCACGUGGCCACGCACGUGUCUGAUUUAAAUACGCGGACCAAUGAGAAAGAAAUCAGUGUUUACAUAUGUCAAUGGACUGGCUGUUUGUAUGAGAGUGAUGAUCCCGAUGAGAUCUCUAGGCAUGUUAAUUACCAUGCCUAUCAUACUAAAUUGAAAUGUAUCGGAUCAAAUGUUCGCACCAGAAUUAAAUUACCUAAAUGUCGUAGAGAUCCCGAAUGGAAAAAUGUUGUGGAUCUUCCAGCGCCACUUCUUUGCCGUUGGGAAGAAUGUCUGAAACACUUCAGAAAUUAUCAGUUAUAUUUGUAUCAUGUGGCUGUUCACAUCGAGGAAGGCCCUAGAGGUAAUAAAAUUGAAGGAGGUGUAAAAUGUAAGUGGACAGGUUGUGGCAGCUUAUAUCCCAAUUUAUACAAAUUGAGGAAUCAUAUCAGGCAUCAUACAAAAGAAAAGAUCGUUGCUUGCCCUGAUUGUGGUGCUACUUUUGCUUCCAAUACAAAAUUCCAUAUACAUUGCAAACGGCAAAUUCCAAUUGAUGUUCAGGGAUUCCAGUGCUCCCAUUGUAAUAAGUUUUAUCCAACUGAAGGAAUUUUGAGAGAUCAUAUGCGAAUGCAUGUUUUCAAUUAUAAAUGCACACUUUGUGAUAUGAGUUGUGACUCACCAGCCAAUUUAGCCAAACAUGUUAGAUAUCGGCAUGUCUCUACCAGGAGUUUCCCUUGUCAGCUCUGCAAUCAUGCUGCCAAAUCUCAACAGGAUCUAGAUACACACAUGACAGUUCACACAAAAGGACCUAACUUUUCGUGCCAUUUUGAAGGAUGCCAAUAUAAAUGCAAGGGCGCAUAUACUCUUGAUAGGCACAUCGAACGAGUUCACACUAUGCAGGUGCGAUGGUAUUGCUGUCAUGAAUGUCCAGUAAAAUAUAGAAAAAGCUAUAGACUAACGAGACAUUUAAUUGAGACGCAUCAAUUGCAAUUACCUAGUGGUCAUACACGAUUCCAAUACAGUCACGAUGAAGAUGGAUGUUACAGAUUACAAAUGUUCAGAUAUGAAGCUGUUGAAGAAGAAACAAAUCCUUCUAUUAACCACCUAAAAUUGCAAAAUAAAAAAUUUAAAAUCAAAUUAAAUAAAGAUGCCAGUGUGCCUCAAAUUCAGGUUUUUGAAGAUUUGGAUGAAAAUGAAGAGGAAAAUGAAGAUAACGAAGUGCAAGAAAUGUCAGGGGAGAAAAACGACGAAGGAAAAUCUAUGCCGGUGAUAUCGAAUAUUCUGAUAACGAUCGAUGAAACUGAUGCCGAGGGAAAUAUAAUUAGAAGUAGAGUUGUGGAAGCGCAAGAAACUAUGGAAUUGCCACCCACCGAAGGAUCACCAUUAAUUUUAACAUAAAUUUAUUUCACAACUGAUUCGUACAAUUUU
This is a messenger RNA of Bombus impatiens (common eastern bumble bee), 1783 nucleotides long. It is a transcript of the gene Hinfp, whose product is annotated as histone H4 transcription factor. Gene Ontology annotation, biological process: regulation of transcription by RNA polymerase II. The transcript is spliced from 5 exons. Gene Ontology annotation, cellular component: nucleus. Bases 95 to 1753 code for a protein of 552 amino acids. Gene Ontology annotation, molecular function: DNA-binding transcription factor activity, RNA polymerase II-specific; RNA polymerase II transcription regulatory region sequence-specific DNA binding. The record is from RefSeq and is a predicted model, not a curated record. NCBI's taxonomy places the organism in Eukaryota, Metazoa, Arthropoda, Insecta, Hymenoptera, Apidae.